This is a messenger RNA of Brachypodium distachyon (stiff brome), 1034 nucleotides long. Its product is annotated as AP-3 complex subunit sigma. The transcript is spliced from 7 exons. Bases 251 to 688 code for a protein of 145 amino acids. Gene Ontology annotation, biological process: Golgi to vacuole transport; intracellular protein transport. The record is from RefSeq and is a predicted model, not a curated record. Gene Ontology annotation, cellular component: membrane coat; AP-3 adaptor complex; intracellular membrane-bounded organelle. NCBI's taxonomy places the organism in Eukaryota, Viridiplantae, Streptophyta, Magnoliopsida, Poales, Poaceae.
AGUCCACUUCCUUUUCUUCCCCCCUUCAAGCUGUUGCGAUCUCGUCGUUUCGCUCGCCUCUUCCUCCUCCUCGUUGGCCAUGAUCCAGGCGGUGAUGGUGAUCAGCACCCAGGGCAAGCCCCGCCUCCUCAAGUUCUACAAUUUCCAGAUCGACAACCCUUCGUCCAUGGAAAGUUUUGUGCUUGAUGAGAUGCCUUAGCGAGUAAGUUGUGAUGUACUUUUUUUAUCCUUUUCACGGAUUAAUUGGUGGAUGCAGCCCCCCGAGAAGCAUCAGGAGCUUGUCCGCGGCGUCUUUCAGUUGCUGUCUGCAAGGCCGGAGAAUGUGAGCAAUUUCGUUGAGGCCGAUGCAAUCUUUGGACCGGGAGCAAAACUGGUGUACAAGCAUUUGGCCACACUAUACUUCGUUUUUAUCUUUGACAGCUCUGAGAAUGAGCUUGCCAUGCUCGACCUUGUGCAAGUUUUUGUUGAAACAUUGGAUAGGUGCUUCAAGAAUGUAUGCGAGCUCGACAUUGUAUUUAACUUCAACAAGCUGCACACAAUUUUGGAUGAAAUGAUAUUGGGAGGACAGGUGAUUGAAACAAGCUCGGAGCAGAUAGUAAAAUCCGUAGAAGAGAUUGCGAGGCUAGAGAAACAAUCGAGCACGGCCAGCAUCAUUCCAAAGUCGAUAUCGGACCGUUUCAGCCGUUAAAUUUGCACCCGCUUUCCCAACAGAUAAUGUAAAGACACUAGCAGGAGAAAUCAGAUUGACGCUCAAGCUUAUAUCCAUCCUCAUUUCAGUCGUCUGGAGUCUUGAGCAUCCGGAAUUUGACAUGAAAACUUGUUGUGAGUUGUAUAACCUGAAAUGUGAACUGGCAUGUCCGGUCAAAACAGCUCCUCGUCUAAACCAUAUACUCCACUAGCCUAGUUAUGCGGAUCUGUAACGCCAUGCAUCUGUAGGCGACUGUAGCAGGAGUGUAGGACAGAGAUUUUCGUUCUGUUUGACUCAUUUGUCUGAUGAUAAAUGGCCUGUUUGGAGUCGACACUCUCCCAAAGGA